AUGCUAAAACUUGAUGAAAUAUACCAGAUUGGCGGAAGUGAGAGAAUUAAGAGUCUGGAAUCGGAAUUGAUAAAGGAAUUAUCUGAUCUGAAACAUGAUAUUGAAGAGAAUGAAAUGCUCAUGGGAGCCCCACGAGUUGCAAGUUCUGUUGCUUUACCGCGCGACCAUGAGCAAUUCCGACAAGAAAGAAAACAAAUAAUUGAGAGAGGACUCCAGGUAUCCGAAGCACAUCCGUUGACAAUCCAAGCUGAUGUAUUGAAGGAAGAAAUGGAGAAUAGCAAUAAAGAAGAGUAUACACAGAAAAGUCUACCGUUAAUAUUACAUCAGACUCUAGAAUGGCUUCCCAAUACUCAUAAAUAUGAUAUAGUACCUCAUACUCCAAGUCAAGAUGAAGACAGUAAAGAGGAAGACAUCAAAAGGGAUUCGCCGGAUACUAGCCGCAGUUUCUACAGUAGAGGAGACUCUGCCAGAAAGACGCCGUUCGGUGACAAUUUGCUGACGUCCAGGACAUCUAGACCAGGGUCGGCUGCUACGUCUGGGUUUACCGGGCCAAUGUCAGCAUCAGUAAAUUUACUCAGUAUGCACACUGUACCAACUAGUGUCGCUAGCGGUGUACGUGCAGCUGCAGGAGGUGGGCUGGCAUCCAACGAAGCAACACAAGGUAUACCAGAACAUGUGGCAGAUAUGGAAGGCUUUAAACCGUUACUAGAAUUCUUAAUGACUUGCUAUGGAAUCACUAUGGUAUGUCAGUUUACUAAAUUCUUAUGGUUCAGUUACUAUGGUGAUACACAUGGGUCAAAGGAUAGACAUACAGGACUAAAAACCGUGCCUAAUUUUUAUGGUUGUAGUUACAUGUUUCACAAAGAAGGGUUACAGAGAAGAUCCGGUUUGGUCCUGAUCAUGGCAGAAUACAAUGAUGCCUUAGUGAGAGCUAAACGUCUGUCGGUCGUUAAAGAUGAUUUACACUCACAUAAACCGCCGAUUGGUCCAUUGCUAAUAAACCUAAAUGUUACCACACAUUCUGGUUGCUAUUUGGAUAUCAAUCAAAUUGUGACCUCAGCGGAUGAGAUGGAGCUUGUAGCAAAUGUCAAUAGAAAAUUCAGAACAUGUUUUGCCAAACAAGAACAGCAAAGAACCUUUCCUACCUAUGAUAAAAUUGAAAUGGGUCUUGAGACAUGGGGUGCAGAUGGACCUAAUAAAUCACUAAAGAAGGAAUCUAAUUGGCUGCCAUUUAUCAAAAUCAAACCAGAACGUGACCCGUACCAAGAGAAGAUGUUGACCAGACUUAGAAAGAAAAAUAACAUUGACCAGCUGUUGAAAGCUCAGUCCAGAUUUCUAACUGUAAAUGACCCUGUAAAAGUACAAGAGGCGUUAAAGGACCACGCCGUGGCGGUUCGCGACCCACCAACAGCACAGCCAAUAUCAGUGACAUCACAUAGAACAGUUGAUUCGUUAAAUACUACCGCUAUAUGGAGAAAGAUUUAUUUAAAUAGUGAAUUGUAUGAUGGAUCAUCCAAGGCUGAUGACCUAGCCGUGGUAGAUUUUGACGAAAAAGACACUGACAAUGUCAGCUUCAACGGACGUUCAUCACGUGCCGGUAGCGCCCGCAGUAGAAAGCGUAAAGACAGUGACGAAUAUGAUUAUUUUAACGCAAUGCAAAUGUUAGGAUUGGAUGAGGAUGACGACGGCAAUCAAGAUCCUACAAUGGUACAAGGAGGCUAUUUGUCAUUACUCAGUUUAAGACAUCUAAGAAUUAAGGAUUUACAAAGAACUUGUCUGAGUGUUUUGAAUUACUUUCGAUCUCUUGAGCGAACUUUGACUAUCAACGAUGGGGGAUUGUCAUUAGAAAGUAAUCAACAGAAACGAAGUUCUCAGAACCAUCGUGUUGGUGUCUAUGAAGGAAGCCAAGAUGGCGGUGGUGGGCUCGGCUCACAUCAUUAUUUACAUUACACACCAGCUGACUUCAGAGUGAAUGAAGCUGAGUUUAUGGAGUUUUCGGAAAUAGAUAAUCACGAUGACUUCUACACGGUGGAAGAAGGCAGAGUUCAUGUCCAAGAUCAGAAAGGAUACUAUGUCAUUUAUGAUUCCGCACUGCAAGAUAUAAAGGACUUGGAGCGAGAUUUACUUCUGAUAGCGACACACUUCAUAGAGAAAGAUAAAGACCAUCGUGAUGUGGAGAACCUUUCAGGCACAAGGAGAAUGGAUUCAGCAAGAAAACGACAGAGUCAGCCAGCAGGUGAGGUUCGUAUGCCAGCCUAUGGUCACCAACAGGUGGAUAGAUUUGCUGUGUUACUGGAUUUGUGGACAAAUGAAGCAGCAUUCCUGGAAAACAAACGGCAGCUCCUUGACUGCUAUCUGGAAGCCUACCACAAUGUAUUUGAUAAGGAUGAGAAGCGAAAGCUUGCCCAGGUUAUCACUAAUUUGAUGCACAAGAGACCACGUUUUGAUUUUGCUUCAGAUUAUUUUAUCAAGACUUACAGAGCUGAAAGCGUCUGUCUCCGGCUGCACUGCACUCUCAUCAAGUCUAUUUUAGAUAAGCAGAUUGAAGAGCAAAGGGAGUACAUACAUAAAGUCACCAGGGACGGUGACGAAGAAUUCGGUCUUCCACACAAAAUAAUUCCUAAACAGUUAAUCAAUUUAAAUUUAAGCAGACCAGCAUUGAAGAAUGUCUAUAUGUUGGAGUUCCAUCCAUGUUUAGCCAUAGCCAGCAGAUUACCACAUGCAAUAAAUAAAGCCUACUUUGAACUCUACUUCACUCAUAGACCAAAAUCUAUCACGGAAGGUAUUGGUUUAGAAAAGAAACUUUUGGAGGUGUCUCUGAAACAAUGGGAGAAUCUAGACACAAUGGGAAACAGCUAUCAAGAACAAGUGAAAAAAGAUCUCUUUGCGGACAUCUUUUCAGAAGAUCCGUUAUUCGUAUGUGAAGUCGGCAAAUCACUCUUCAUGGCGAAAGAUGAAGGAGGGGGUAGUAGACGUAAUAAGAAAGAAAAACAGGAGGAUUUGCUACAUGUCUUCUGUCGUCUUUUAGACACGAUAACUCUACGACACAGACUCAUAGAUGCGGCCUGGGAAACUGAGAUCCUUACAAAACUCUACAAAAGACAUGCCUUUGACAUGGGUUUUGAAGAGUAUCAUCUAUUUCUACGUUACGUUCCAUUUGAGUUUGCGUCGUUUAAAGAGAAUGCUGAUGCACCACCUCCUGUCUUCAUCACUGCUUUACACGAGGAUGACAGUAAUGUGGACAGAUACGUGCCUUCAAGUUUGUUUCUGGCAGUACAAGAACUAGAUGAGAAACAUGUUGGUAUGUUUACAUUUCGCAAUAGAGAUGGCUUUGUAAAGAUGGUGCAAAGUUCUGGAAUAGACAAUUUACGUCUAGCGCUACAGACACAGAUUGUGCACAAGAAUGCAUUAUUAAGUGCAGUACAACUUGCUAAUGUGUGCUCAUACUUCCAAGAAAAGACUGCCAUUGACACUGCAAAAAGUGGACGUAGAUCGCCCUCAGAUUCCCGAAGUGAGAAGAGUGGUUUGACGGCACUGACAGCAGGUAGUUUACCAGUAAAUGUGAGCGCCAUGACAUCAACGAUCAUGUUUGCGGCUAAGGUCAAGACCGGUAUGGAGAGGCAUAAAAGAUCGCCUGAGUCAUUUGUAUCAAUACAAUUAGAAAAGGUACCAUCCAGAGAUCUCAUGUGUAAUAUGUAUUUGAAUAAAAAACAAGUAAUGGGAACACUGUUGAAGAGUAAUGAAGAAGUUGAGAAAUUGAAACGGGGUCUGAUUGGUGAGUUUUGUCGUCGUUUUCAGCGACGUAUUUCACAGUACUCUUUGCGGAGUCAAAUCAUAGCGUACCUCAACAGUGCACAGGCAUUACUGGACGAGUUCCCAUCCAUCAAACAAACUCACUUCAUAUGUGGACUACCCAAUGAGAAGAAAGAAGACAGUGAUGAUAAGAAGGGCUUAGCUACAGACCCAAGAACUCUGCACAAGCGUCCAAGAAAGGUUAUUUCUAAAGAUGGCACUACGGUUUUGAACAUAUGGUUCUUGCCACAUCACUCUGAAGUCCUCAUCAUGUUUAAGAAAUUAGAUGAUGAUACAUGUAUACAAGCACUGAGAUUAACGCUGCAGAUCAUUGCAGCGCUUCAUGAUAUCUUGAGCUAUUUAAUUGCAUACUCUAAACUAGGCAGCUCAAAUGCAAGACUUGGAAGUAACAGAGCUGAUGGUGUAACUGCAAAUUGGGGCGGUACAGAAGGUAUAUCAGCAGAAUUAAGACAAAUACAGAAACAGAUUGAUAAUUUGGAAAAUCCUACAAACCCUCAACAGGUGGUUGACUUCCUGAUCCUACGUCGCGAUGUGAUGUUUCUAGAGUUUGACACUUCGGUGCGGCAUGCCAUGUGCGAUACGUUUCUUUCUACAGGGAACAUCCAAGCACACCGUAGUGUCGUGGAUAACAUGCACUUCGCGUUGUCUUAUCUGAGCAAUGCUCAAGUACCAUCACUGUAUUCGUUAUAUCUACCAGUACCAGAACCAUAUGAACCAAGGGACUUUGAUGCCCAAGUCUUGGUGCCAUGGAGAGCUUUUCUUGGAAGACGAGGACCAUUCCCACUGCAAUUUUGGGAGUUCCGUAAAAUAGAAUACAGUAUGCAGCUAUGUAUGGCAGGGCUAAAAGAGGUUGAUAGGGACAUUGCUAAUGGUGAGAUCCUUGGUGUGUCGUUACUCAUGGAAGACGUGUUGCAGACAUGCCAGCCAGACGAACUGUUCAACAGCUUGGAGGCAGAGAGUGAUGUUGAGGACAAUGUGGAUCCCUUCAAGGCUUCAAAAGCUGCUAGGUUGGACGAUGAGCGAUCUGAAAGGGAAUCAGUUGUGUCUGCUGUGAUGCAGAAAACUCAGCCUGUGUCCAGAACUAAAGAACCACUUGUUGCCUAUGGAAUGCUGAAAAAAUUCCUGAUAAUGUGGAAAAGACUGGAAGUGUUCAAAUUAGAUUGGGGUAAACGCAAACUUAGUGUAGAAGAAAUAAACACACUGUCUCUUUAUAAACAAUUCCGUAAACAGUAUAAAAUUGAUAUUGCAUAUUAUGUGCUUAAAAACAUUGCAAGGAAAUUUGGAAGGGGUGAUAUGUACGAAGGAUUGAUGAGUGAUGACGAACCCCUCGUAGCACCACAAGGUGCUUCUGAAAUGGAAAUCCGUGCCAAGCAACUAAUCAAACUCCUGGAUAGCUUAGAAAGUCACAUGAUACAUGAAAUGCGAAAGAAGAUUGCCCGGGAACACACACUGGUUGUGUCAGAAAGAGCCAGGGAAGAGGGAAACCUGCCAACAGACUUGUGGAAGAAACCAACAAUUAAUGAAAGAAUGACUAUAGCCAAACCACAUAUUGCUGAAGAUUUCUCAAGACUUCUAAUGUCCGCAGCCAAGGAAGAUGGAGAUGAACUCGUCAUAAAAAGGGAAUCCUUAAACAGUGCCUUAUCACAGCUUGCUAACGUGGUGAUGCAGCGAGAGAAGAGUAACUAUGAAUCCUAUUCCAUGUACUACGAGAAUCUACUGAGACAGAAUCAUCAGUUGCUAUACCAAAGAGAACAGGAAAUAAAGCAACUAAAGGAUGGUGUGAAAAGUGGUAGUGCCUCCGCUUUGGUAGAAGUACAGUGCCAGUUAGCUGACAGGAGUCAUGAACUUAUACUUGAGAUCACUGCACUAAGAGCCAAGAUUGCCGAAAUGAGAGAUGAAGCUCUCACCAAAGAGAGGGAUAUCAGGGAGGAAGUAAAAAUUGAGUAUGAUGGGCUUGUGCAGAAUCUAUUUUUGACAUCGUUUGCUUUGAAAACAAGAUUUGAUGAGUUCAGGAAUCACCUUUACGAUGACAUGUUUAACAGUAUUGGGGAUGUCAGAAGAGAUGCUGUGGAGACAAUGAGUAAAUUAAAACUCAAACCUGGUGGUACUGAAGAGGAGGAUACAUUACAAAGAAAUCUACGUAAGGCUGAAGAACUGAGAGAAAUAAAGCAUGAAAACUUGACGUUGAACAGAUUAGUGCUGAAAAUGAAAACUAUGAACAAAUGGAAAAGGACACAACUAUACGAAUAUUAUGAAAAAGCUUUGUACCAUCUAAGACAAGAAGCUGACAGGUGUAAGAAAGAUUACUUGGAAAUCAAAAUGAUGUCUGAGGAGGAGGUCAUAUUGCUACGACAACAGAUGAUUUCAAUGAAGAAAUCACUGGCAAACUCUGAGAAAGAAAGAGAAGCUAUUCAAAAACUCUUGGACAAAGAGUUCAAGUUGAAGAAAGAGCGAGAACACAAGGCAGAGAGAGAAGCACGUAGUAUUAAACAAUUAGAACACGCAAGAGCAUCUAACUUGGAAAGACUUGUUGAGCAACUCGAAGACAAAGACGUACGUUUGAAAGUGUUAUCAGAAGAACACGAUAAAAAUCAGAAAAUGAAUCAUAUAGUCCAUACCAAAGUGAAAAAAGAUGUGGGUCAGAUGAAGAAGCAACUUGCUCAUGAAAGAGCCUUGAAACUAGAUGCUUUUCAGCGAGUGGAUGAACUACAGACUCAAGUUUAUGACAUUGAAGUUGGGCAAUCAUCUCGGCCCCAUACAGCCGGCACUAUGCGAACAAGGUCUCGUGAAAAAACUUUGAGUCGCCCAAGUACUGGUAUUUGGCCACCACCUGUGGGUAUGCCUCCUAACAGAUCGUUAACACCAGAUCCCUGGCCCAGAGAAGUCAAUGCCGAUAGGUUUAUGCAAAGACCUAAAACUGUGAGUGGACGAUUGCGUACUCGUAUCACCGAGCAGUUGUUGUACAAUGACACACCUGAUCAACACGAGACAAUUAUGCGCUUACAGGAGAUGGAGAGACUACAGAUGCAGGGGCAAAGAUAAAUAAUGGCAACCAAGAGUAUUCAUGAGGAUAAAAUUUCAACCAAGUUACUGCGAGUCCAGUUCGGACCCCAGUCACCUCAGAUCCCAGUGUAAUGGCCACUGCUACCACAUUUUCCAAAUUUGUCCCUCAAAUGAUUUUCAGUAUCAAAAAGUCAAGAUGGAAUUGUUGUUGCCACCAGAUAUUUAAAACAGAAUAUUUUUAUAUAUUUUUUAUUUAUUUCAAAAUUGCUGUUCAAUUGAUAAAAUUGAUGAACUGGAUGGAUGAUGUAUCACUUACUUAUCUAAAUCAUGGAUUGGGCUGAUAGCAUGAUUAUUCUUGAUUGGUUACUAUGCCCUAGCCAAUCAGGAAAGGCAAUACAUUGGUCCAAUCAAAUAACAGCUUAUAUAAUGAAUGCUGCACUAGUUUUUUAGCUUAUGAAUAAUUAAUAUAUAUAUAUGGUCAUUGAUUGCUUUUGGGAAAGAGGGUAUAGUAAAUAAAAGUGCAAUCUCCAAAAUUUGAUGGACACAAAAAAAACCACACUAUCAAGCCAAAUUGUGGUCUGUGUCAAU
Molecule: messenger RNA, 7404 nt
Organism: Saccoglossus kowalevskii
Lineage: Eukaryota; Metazoa; Hemichordata; Enteropneusta; Harrimaniidae
Source: RefSeq, a predicted model, not a curated record